AUGCCGACGCAGAACCAGCACAGGCUUGCUGUAGCUAUGGACUUCAGCGGACCGCCCUACGACAUUCAUACAAACAAAAAGCAUCGAAAGAAGAGCUAUCGAUUUGACUUUGAGGACGAAGCCACUCACAAACCAAUGCCCUUUGACGAAAAACGCCAGCUUAGCUUGGAUUUGGAAAAACUACCAGCAGACAAACUCAGUAUCGUAGUUAGUAUCAUCGAGAGCAGGGAAGGUCUAUCUGAUGAUAAAGCAAAAGAAGUGGAGAUUGAUCUCGAGGCUUUGAAACCGUAA
Cylicocyclus nassatus is the source of this 291-nucleotide messenger RNA. Lineage: Eukaryota; Metazoa; Nematoda; Chromadorea; Rhabditida; Strongylidae. The record is from the annotation of a GenBank genome assembly.